Molecule: messenger RNA, 3844 nt
Organism: Tuber aestivum (summer truffle)
Lineage: Eukaryota; Fungi; Ascomycota; Pezizomycetes; Pezizales; Tuberaceae
Source: the annotation of a GenBank genome assembly
UCCCGCGCGAGCUGCCGCGGGGAAGGAAGGCCCGCGGGACGCGGGACAUUGGAUGUAAGGGGUGGCCCUGGUUGCACGAUAUUGCGUGUCGGUUGCCUGUUUGAGGUCGGGAUUCCUGGUUGCGGUGUGUGGUGCCUUGGGGUUUGUGGUACCUGCACGGCAGCGAUAUGAUACAAGUAGAACUUGCUCCCUCAGCAAAAGCAGAGUUGGAUGGAACUUAAUGGAAGAGGUGGGGGGGUAUAAAGAGAGGCUUGGAGGGCACGAGAACUCGUCUUUUCCAGCAAACAGAGCAAGCACUAGCAGUUCUAUUCCACUAUUCACAGCUCUGCCAACGUUGCACUUUAUUCAAAAGACACCAAACAAUAUCAAUUGGAUAUGUCUGCCAUUAGAAGAGUCAUUCUCGUCGGGGUUAGCAUCUCCCCUCCCUAUUUUCGCCCCGAGCUAACAAUCUCCAGGCAACCGGAAAUCUCGGCCCUUCAAUCUUAAAAGCCCUCCAGGCAUCCUCCGCAUUGGAGACUACAAUCCUCACCCGCGAAAACUCCAAAACAGCUCAAUCCCCCCCCCCCAAUACCAAGGUACUCACAGCAGACUACACUUCCGUCUCCUCCCUUGCGGCAGCGUUCGCCGGCCAAGACGCAGUCGUCUCGACAAUUGCCGGUGCCGCGCUCGGAGACCAGCAGGCCCUCAUUGACGCCGCUAUUCAAGCUGGUGUAAAGAGGUUCAUCCCCAGUGAAUUCGGCAGCAACGUUAACAACGACAAGACCGCGAAGUUGGCUGUUUUCGGAGGGAAGAUUGCGACUGUAGAUUACUUGAAGAAGAAGGAAGGAGAGAUUACCUGGAGUUCUCUGGUCAAUGGGCCGUUUUUCGAUUGGGGUUUGUUCCUCCCCAUCCCAUGAUCCUUUGUCUUCCACACCAGAUGCUAACAGAUAGUGUAGGACUCAAGGUCGGUUUCCUAGGAAUCGACAUCCCCAACAAAAGGGCCACACUUCUCGACGGCGGAAACACCCCCUUCGGCACUACCAACCUCUCAGACAUUGGGCAAUCUGUCGUCGGCAUCCUUGCACAUCCCGAGGAGACGAAGAACCGCUACGUGUUUGUCCAAUCCGCCGUGACCACUCAAAACAAGCUCCUCGCUGCGGCCGAGAAGGCAGCCGGCGAGAAGUUUGCAGUCGAGCAACAGAAUACUGAAGAUCUCGAGAGAGAGGGCAACGAGAAGAUUGCCAAGGGGGACCUUUCUGGCUUUGUCGACUUGAUCAAGAGGGGUAUUUGGGCAGAGGGGUACGGCGGUGAUUACUCUGAAAAGUUGGAUAAUGAGAUUUUAGGCGUCAAGGUACUGGACGACGCCGGUGUUGAGGCGGUCGUAAAGGGGGUUGUUGGGUAGUUUUUUAAGGGCUUGAAAAAGAAGAAUGCCUAUCAUAGCUCAAUUCAAUUAGUUUAUUUGUUCAUUCUGGUCAUUGGGAUUGGUCGUGUGAUUCUGGCGGGCUCGGCGAAGGACCGAACUGGAGACUCGAGUUCGAAGCUUUCGCUUACAGUCCAGUCUUGCCCAACCCGAGUAUAGUACCGCUAGGCCCUUCCUAGUCCAGAAAAAAAGGAAAUAAGAAGCAUACCAUGAUCUCUCCCGAUCAGAUGUCAUUUACCAACUUGCAGACGCCGGGAUUCUCCCCAAUUUCUCUCAAACUCGACCGAGAGAAUUUAGAAAUACAAAGACUAUCAUAGGGCUAAUAUACGGGUAAAUUUUGAUGGCGUAAGAUUUGCAUCACAUGACGCCAAUCAUCACGCAUCGUCCAUUUCAAAAACCCCAAAUUAACCCCAUUAACCUCUCGGACUUUUCCCCCCUCGGCCAAUCCGCAACUCCGAAGCUCCACCUCCAGGCUCCAGAUCAAACAUCAAGCCAGUACCUAUUUCUCUCUCUCCAGACGUCCAACCUAAACACCCAUAUCUGCGCCAUAUUUGACCGCCUACACGUAGCCGACAAGUACUCAUACUGAUCCUGCGUCAUGCGCGUAAGCAUGCCGGGUGCGUAAAACUCCUCCAUCCCUGGAACCUCCGCGAAUCCACGAUCUUCCAUGACAACCCACGACAGCUUCGCGCAAUGCUUAGCAAGCAUGGUCAACAGCUCCCGCGUUGGAAACGCGGUGCCGAGCCCAUCCUGAACGCAAAUAUGCAACCAGGCCAACUCCUGCAGGUUUGCUAUCAGCUUGAUGAUUUCCGGGUUUUGGAACGGUUGAUGUAGGGUUGAUUGAACCGUCAGACUUCGUAAUCUCCCGCGUGAGCACAAGGUUGCCAGCGUUCGGACAUCGCCGUGCUCGAGGAAGACCUCUUCCAGGUCGACAUUCGCGCGCACGACUGCUUCACGGAUACGCACGGACGCGACCGAUUCCUCGAGAUGAACAACGUGCCUCCUGUGCGGCGGAUUGCGUGCGAUGGCGAGUGCCUUUAGAUCGCGGAAGCACACUGAGAAGUCGGUGGAUGUGUCAUCAUCUUCUGGUGGGGGUGGUGAUUGUGCUCCUCCCGGUACUAUUGAGUCGCAGUCGUACCAGAUUUCCAGAUUUUCCAAGCCCCGGAGUGCGUGCUUCCCCAGGGACCUCCACCAGUGUGGAUGCGCGGUCCGCGAGUGGCGGAUGCAGAGCCUUUGGACACCCGAUGGAGCCCAAGCGAAGGUGAAGAGGUCUGCUGUGUACUCUACCGAUUUUAGUUUUUCGAAUCGGAAGUUGGAAAAGAAGUGCUCAUCGUCGAAUACUCCCGGGGCAACGUGGAAGUAUGCGCCUGAGUAGUGAUCCCAGAUGGUGUUCGGAGGGAAGCCAGAUCCGGGCCCCGUGGCGAGGAGUGCGAGGUGUUCAAGGUUCGCUCCUAACGCAGGUAGAACGUAUCGUCUGAAGGUUUCCAGCAUCGCCGGACGCCGAUAGAUUGACGUCUUCAACGACGUGACGCAUUGCGGUGGCGAGUGAGCCGUGAAUAACGCGUGCACGAGCGCGAAAUGAGUUGUUGAUAUCUUCACCUGAACAAGUGGGUGCAUCGCCGCGUAUGCCCCAAUGAUGCGACAAAAGUCCUGAGCCUUCUGCACCGCCUUCAGUUCAUUCCCCGUGGGGUCCCGUUCAAAAUUCGGCGCUAGAAGGGAAUAUCCCAUCAGCACAUCUUCUCCCCCUUUAUCGACAUGUCACUGACUUGCGGGGAAGAGCCCACCCCGGUCAUAAACAAUUGUAAUAUACUUCAACCCCUGGAUCCUCUCUUUCAGCAACUCUUCAAAAACCGCAACAAAACCCCCGUUAUGUAAUUCCCGCCAAUGGCGCAACUCCUCACCGCCCGCCGCGGAUGCCGGGUACUCCCCGCCAGAAGCAAAGCAAGCACCAAGCACACAACUCCUCAACUCCAAACUCCGAACAAGGGCAAAAGUCUCAUCCCGGAUAAACCCCUUCCGCGCCGCGGAAUAAAACGCUAGAACCCCACCCUCAUCCAUGUGCCGCUUCACAUACAGGGCCCCGUCUCGGGCCAGCGGGGGGCAGAUGUAUGGCGGUGAGGUUGGCACCGGAAACGCGCGCUCUUGGAAGAGCUGAGGCGUUGGGGGGCCGAAUUGGAGGUGUGACCAGAGCACCGGUGUUGUCCGCCCGUGUAGGUCCUUGCAUGUGCGUGAGAGGGCGGCAAGGGAUGCAUUGGAGAGUUGCGAGGUGAUUUCGAGGUGGAGUUCUAUGGGGAGGUGUUGGAAGGACAUUUUGGCCGGUAGGUAGGGUAGAUGUUAGAUGUAAUGUGUCGAUCUAGCUUUUUGGUUAUAUAUGAAUUUUCGGUAAAAAUUUAACUGGUGGUGGUAGCUCAUAGUUCACUUGGCCUAGCCCACUCUUUGCUUCCG